AGUAUUCUCGUUUAACUUCCGAGAAAAUUUUGCAAGUUGGACCGGCUCAAGGAGAAAUACAAUGGAAAGACUCUUACGACUAGGAGGAGGGAUGCCAGGAUUGGGACAGGGAGCCCCUCCUACAGAUGCCCCUGCAGUGGACACAGCAGAGCAGGUGUAUAUUUCAUCACUGGCCCUUCUCAAGAUGCUAAAGCACGGUCGAGCUGGUGUCCCCAUGGAAGUCAUGGGACUUAUGCUUGGAGAGUUUGUAGAUGACUACACAGUCCGGGUCAUUGAUGUGUUUGCCAUGCCUCAGUCAGGAACAGGUGUGAGUGUUGAAGCCGUAGAUCCAGUAUUCCAGGCUAAGAUGUUGGACAUGUUAAAACAGACUGGCAGACCAGAAAUGGUGGUCGGCUGGUAUCACUCCCAUCCCGGCUUUGGAUGCUGGCUGUCUGGAGUAGACAUCAACACACAGCAGAGCUUUGAGGCCUUGUCAGAACGUGCUGUGGCCGUCGUCGUUGACCCUAUUCAGAGUGUCAAAGGCAAGGUGGUGAUAGAUGCUUUCCGUCUCAUCAAUCCGAACAUGAUGGUAUUAGGACAGGAACCACGCCAGACAACGUCAAACCUGGGACAUCUUCACAAACCCUCAAUACAGGCUUUGAUACAUGGACUCAACAGACAUUACUAUUCCAUAGCCAUCAACUACAGGAAAAAUGAGCUGGAACAAAAGAUGCUGCUUAACUUACACAAGAAGAGUUGGGUAGAUGGUUUAUCUCUACAAGACUACAACACACAUUGUACAAACAAUGAGAAUUCUGUCAAGGAAAUGCUGGAACUGGCCAAAAACUACCACAAGGCCCUGGAGGAGGAAGAAAACAUGACCCAGGAACAACUUGCUAUCAAGAAUGUCGGCAAACUGGACCCCAAGCGCCACCUGGAGGAGCAUGUAGAUGUCCUGAUGACAACAAACAUUGUGCAGUGUUUAGGAGCCAUGCUUCAUACUGUGGUGUUUAAGUGAUGUCUUACUGUGUAAUAGGUAUACACUGGGGAGUGUGACUCUUAUCAGCUGGUCACAGAGCAAACAUUGAAACAGUGCUAGUUAAAAUGUUGUUCAAAUGAUAAAAGACGACUAUUUUGGACGAUAUAUUUGGGGCUGUCCUACCAGCUGUUGCCAUCACUUUGUAUGGACUAAUCCGUAUAGAUCUGACAGGUUACACUGGAGACAGAUCAGUCCACGUUCUUGUCUUCACUGACUCUGUCCUACUUAUCAGACAGAUUAAUAAAGGUUAUAAUGUGUUGGCAAGGGGGAAUUAUCCAAUAAUAUGUUAAAUUUAAAACUGUACUUUGUAAGGUUUAAAGUAAACAUGUGAAAUUUGAGAAUGUUCAAACACAGAUAACGAAUGUUCUAACACAGAUAAAGAGUGUUCUAACACAGAUAAAGAGUGUUCUAACAGAAAAAGAAUGUUCUACCAAGGAUAACAUAAUCUAUAUAACAACUUGUGUCGGAGAAACAGAAGAAACUAUUUAUCACAAAUAUGUCUUCAUCAAAGCCACUAGGGUAACUUUACUAUAUCCACAUUGUGUGCUAUCAUUCAAUUUCAUUCAAUAAUAAAAUUUUAAAUCAG
This is a messenger RNA of Mizuhopecten yessoensis (Yesso scallop), 1604 nucleotides long. RefSeq names its product 26S proteasome non-ATPase regulatory subunit 14. The record is from RefSeq and is a predicted model, not a curated record. The transcript is spliced from 11 exons. Bases 62 to 997 code for a protein of 311 amino acids. Gene Ontology annotation, biological process: protein deubiquitination; proteasome-mediated ubiquitin-dependent protein catabolic process. Gene Ontology annotation, molecular function: proteasome binding; metallopeptidase activity; protein binding. Gene Ontology annotation, cellular component: proteasome regulatory particle, lid subcomplex. Lineage: Eukaryota; Metazoa; Mollusca; Bivalvia; Pectinida; Pectinidae.